AUGGAAAUAAAGAGGUACUUGAGCAGAAGGGGCCACCGGCGUCUCGACUAUGGCGGCACAACCACCACUGGCCAACGAAAGAAGAUACCGAUCAUUCGGAUGAGAGGUCCGCGUAGGGAUCGGAGGAUCAGAACAAGCCCAAAAAUAAGAUGGAUGAUAAGAUCACCAUUGAAGUUGGUGAGAAAAGUUAAGAAUAUUUAUAUGAACUUUAUGUUGAAGAUGGCUGGUAAUGUUGGAGGGGCAUUGAACACCGAUAACAAAUUUGGUGUGAAACGAAUUCCAAAGGCUUCUCAAUUGUGUUCUAAAGGUUGUUCUGGUGAUGCAUUUGAGGCUAGACUUAUAUUUGAGAUUUCUAAGAACUUGGUUGCUUCACAUGAACUAUAUUCCAUGUAA
Messenger RNA from Lathyrus sativus (Indian pea), 393 nucleotides. The record is from the annotation of a GenBank genome assembly. NCBI's taxonomy places the organism in Eukaryota, Viridiplantae, Streptophyta, Magnoliopsida, Fabales, Fabaceae.